AUGACGGAGAAUUUCGAACGUGCGCGGGGAGGUACAGCAAAUCAACCAGAGGGCCCCGAAAAGGCAGAGGCAGAGGGGCCACAAAUCAUUAGACCCCCACAGCAACAGAAAGACAGUAUGCGCAUACCCCAGCAUCGGGAAAGGUUUUGCGAGGAACUGUCGCAAAAAUGCGGUGGAGAAGAGACUACCCCCCCCCCGUCAGUUUCGCAGCGAGGUACGAGUUGGGAAAAAAGACAGAAAAACUAA
Arctia plantaginis is the source of this 246-nucleotide messenger RNA. The record is from the annotation of a GenBank genome assembly. NCBI's taxonomy places the organism in Eukaryota, Metazoa, Arthropoda, Insecta, Lepidoptera, Erebidae.